UUCAUUCAAAAACAAACUCAAAGUUUUGCUCGAUUUUCUUCACUUUAUUUAUUUCUAAAUGCUUUAUUAAUAUGUUUUACUGACUGAACUAGGUAUUUCCAAAUAAACCACCCACAUAGAGGUAUUCCCUAAAUUAUAUAAUCAUGAACGUGGCUUGCAAGUACCGUGUUCCCAGUAAUAUUCAACGCAGGAUUGUUCAUAGUUCCGCAAGAAAAGUGUUCAAAGAUGAUUUACGUGCCGCAGCUUAUAAACCUGAAUUAGUUGAAAAAAAUAGUUACGAUAAAUGGUGUAAAGAAGAGCGUUUCAAUGCCGCAAUUAACAACGAAAAGCCUGUGUUCAGUAUGGUACUUCCCCCGCCGAACAUUACCGGAAAACUUCACUUGGGUCAUGCACUAGCUUGUACGAUUCAGGAUGUUAUAGUAAGAAGUAAGAGGUCUAUGGGACAAAAUGUUAUGUGGUUGCCUGGCACAGACCAUGCUGGCAUUGCUACUCAGGGAGUUGUUGAAAAAUAUUUGCAAUCAAAACAGAAUUUGACAAGACAAGAUCUAGGAAGAGAAAAAUUCGUACAGGAAGUGUGGAAAUGGAAGGAUCUACAUGGUGACGCCAUUUGCAAACAACUCAGAACCCUUGGGUGCAGCUUAGACUGGUCCCGACAAAUGUUCACGAUGGACCCACGUCACACAAAUGCUGUCAACCAUGCAUUUAUUGAACUUUUCAAAAAAGGACUGAUCUAUAGAAAGAAAUCUCUAAUAAACUGGUGCAACAAAUUGCAAUCCACAGUAUCAGAUAUUGAAGUUGAUAAAGUGGAGUUGGAAGGACCAACAGAAAUAACAGUGUCUGGGUACGAGAAGCCAGUGAAAUUCGGAUUGAUCUACAAUUUUGCGUACAAAGUAACGGGUUCCGAUGAAGAGCUAGUUGUGGCCACCACCAUGCCAGAGACGAUGCUCGGAGACACUGCAGUCGCUGUGCAUCCUGAUGACCAGAGAUAUCACCAUUUGCGAGGAAAAACUGUGACUCAUCCUUUCUCAAACAAAAAUAUUCCUAUCAUAUUUGAUAAAUUUGUUGAUAUGGAAUUUGGUACGGGCGCAGUUAAAAUAACCCCAGCGCACAGUAAAAUAGACUAUGACGUUGGUAAACACCACAAUCUACCACUGCAUCAAGUCAUUAAUGAGCAUGGCCAAAUGAUAAACUCUGGAAUCUUCGACAAUAUGAAAAGGUAUGAUUGCCGCGAAACAUUAUUGCAGAAACUUGGGGAACUUGGAUUAUUAAGAAAUGUGACUUCACAUAAAAUGAGCUUGCCAGUUUGCAGUAGAAGUGGUGAUGUCAUAUAUAAUCUACCCAAAGAACAGUGGUUUCUUUCAUGUAAAAAAAUAAACAAGAAAGCAGAAGAACUAGUUAAAAGUGGUAAACUAAAAAUAAAGCCAGAGAAGUUCACAAAGAAUUGGCUCGACUGGACUGGGGAUGGAAGGGAUUGGUGCAUAUCGAGGCAGCUGUGGUGGGGGCACCAAAUACCAGCAUACAGAUGCAAAGCCGAUAAGGAUGUAGUUUGGAUUGCCGACAUUGAUGAAAACGAAGCCAAAGAUAAAGCGGCAGUUAUCCUGAGGACAUUGCCUGAAAAUAUUCAAGCUGAAAGAGAUAGUGAUGUACUCGAUACAUGGUUUUCAUCAGGAAUCUAUCCAUUUGCGUCUUUAGGUUGGCCUGAUCUUCACAGUAAAGAUUAUCAGAAAUUUUAUCCUUUGAGUUUAAUGGCCACUGGGCAUGAUAUCUUGGGAUUUUGGGUGCACAGAAUGGUUAUACUUGGACUGGAAUUAACAGAGAAAUUACCGUUUGAAAAUAUUUUACUCCAUGGAAUUGUAUGCGACAGCAAGGGGGCGAAAAUGUCUAAAAGCAAAGGAAAUGUUAUUGAUCCUCUGGAUGUGAUAAAUGGUAUUUCAUUAGAUGGUCUAAGAAAGAAAACUGAAGAAAUGUGUGAGAAAGGGAUUCUUACCAAGGAUGAGAUGGGAAAAGCAAAGGCUUACCAUAAAUCUAACUUUUCAAACAGCAAUGGUAUUCCAGAAUGUGGAGUAGAUGCUCUACGGUUCAGUAUUGUGUCUCAUGAUAUCAAAUCUCAUUUUGUCCAUUUCGAUGUGGAUUUGUGUCAUACUAACAAAUUAUUCGGCAACAAAAUUUGGCAAAGUGUGAAGUAUACACAGUUGUCUUUUGAUAAACUAAAACCGAUUGAAGACGAAAUAAAGUCCAAUGAUUUGACCUACUUUGAUAGAUGGAUCUUGAGUCGCCAAGCGAAAAUGGUGGAUGAAGUGAAUUCAUCAAUGGAUGAUUACGAUUUUCACAUUGCUACGAAAUCAUUGAAAACAUUGAUCUACAAUGAAUUUUGCGAUGUUUAUUUAGAAGCAACUAAACCUGGAAUUGAUAACCCUAACCCGAAAAUAGGAUACGCUCAUGCACAUACCCUAUCUGCUGUAUUAAAUACAUCAUUACGGUGCUUGGCGCCAUUUAUGAUUUAUUUAACUGAAGAACUUAUACCGAGAAUUCCUGCUUUCGAACAUAAUAUCGUGCAUAAUUUUAAGGAUGGCGGCACGGGACUAUUUUCUUUUCCACAAUACGAAGAUUUUAAACUGUGGCGAAAUGCAGAAUUGGAAGACCAGGUUCAUAAAUUGCUGGACACAAUAUUCCUUGUGCGACAACUUAAAGGUUUUUAUGGCAUUUCAAACAAAGUUCGUCCAACUGUACAUUUAAAAUCAACCGAUAAUACACUGUUAACAGAUAUUGUUCAUAAUGGCACAGUUUUCUUGAAUCUUACAAGGUGUGGAAAAAUUCAGAGUGGUGAUAAUCAUGGUCAUAAAAACUUCGUAAGUGCUGUUUUAAACAAGGAUACUACAGUGAGUGUAGAAUUGGUUGCUGAUGAUGUUGAUAGUGUUAUAAAAUCAGCAAGAACUAGAUUAGAAAAGAAAGUUGCCAAAGCUGAAGAGGCUGUGCUAAAGUAUGAGUCAAAAUUCGCCAGCGACAAAUACCGCAACUCAGUGUCAGAAAUAACUCAACAUUUGGACAAAGAAAAGUAUUUAGAUAAAAAAUCAGAACUAGAACAAUUAAAAAAGCUUAUCCAGGCCUGAGUAGAGCGCGAGUAUCCUCAGAUAGUAAUUAAGUAUAUUAACCAUGCAAUGCUCCAAUGUAACGUAUCGUCGUGGUUGUACCUGAAAUGUAUGUUGAUGAUAUUAUUAUGAUGUAAGUGUACAUAAAUAAUCUAGUCUUUA
Plutella xylostella (diamondback moth) is the source of this 3251-nucleotide messenger RNA. It is a transcript of the gene ValRS-m, whose product is annotated as Valyl-tRNA synthetase, mitochondrial. The record is from RefSeq and is a predicted model, not a curated record. Gene Ontology annotation, molecular function: ATP binding; aminoacyl-tRNA deacylase activity; valine-tRNA ligase activity. Gene Ontology annotation, biological process: valyl-tRNA aminoacylation. Gene Ontology annotation, cellular component: cytosol. NCBI's taxonomy places the organism in Eukaryota, Metazoa, Arthropoda, Insecta, Lepidoptera, Plutellidae.